AUGGAGCGCGCGGAUUGGCCGAGGGGAGGGAGAUUGGGAUGGGGUAGGAGAGAGCCUGUCGUUGAUUGGGUGGGCUUGGUAAAGGCCUUGAGCUCAGACCGGCUGAGCGCUGGGAGGAGGGUGGACCGAAGGCACGACUCGGAGCCUUCGCGAUUGGCUGGGAUAGUAGGCGUUGAUAGGAUAGGGUGCCCGGGAGAACUAAGGAGAGGAGUUCGGGGUCGGGGCGCGGGAAGGCGGGAGGCGCCCGGCUACCCUAGGAACCUGGCGCGGGGCACGAUGGGACGCCCCCGGGAAGAGGCGGAGCUGGGUUCGAGCGCUGGGGCUGCGGUUGGGAAACUACUGGAGGAUGUGGUGCACCAGAAUAAGAGAAUAAACCAAGAAACAGGAAGACGUGAUCCAGGCAACAGGAUAUUCCAGUAUAGACAGUCUCGCUCUGUUGCCCAGACUGGAGUGCAGUGGCACGAUCUCAGCUCACUGCAGCCUCUGCCUCCCAGGCUCAAGCAAUUCUUGUGCCUCGGCCUCUCAAGUAGCUGGUAUUACAGACAUGCAUCACCAUGCUUGGCCAAUUUUCGUAUUUUUAGUAGAAACAGGGGUUUCAUCACGUUGACCAGGCUGGUCUGAAACUCCUGACCUCAGGUGAUCUGUCUACCUCAGCCUCCCAAAGUGCUGGGAUUACAGGUGUGAGUGACUGCGCCCAGCUUGAAUCUUUUUUUUUUGGAGACGGAGUUUCGCUGUUCUUGCCCAGGCUGGAGUGCAAUGGCGCGGUCUUGGCUCACUGCAACCUCUGCCUCCUGGGUUCAAGCGAUUCUCCUGCUUCAGCCUCCCGAGUAGCUGGGAUUACAGGCAUGCGCCACCAUGCCCAGCUAAUUUUUGUAUUUUGAGUAGAGACGGGGUUUCACCAUGUUGGCCAGGCUGGUCUUGAAUUCUUGACCUCAGGUGAUCCACCUGUCUCGGCCUCCCAAAGUGCUGGGAUUACAAGCAUGGGCCACCGUACCCAGCUCUCGAGUUCUCCUUUCUAUUCCUAGAUGUGAAGGAGCAAAGAGGAGCCAGAAGCUAGAGGGGGCUGCUUGGUAAGAGCUGUGGUCUUUGCUAAAGGGACACAGACAACCCAUGUGACCUGGCAAUGAGAAAGCCAGAGUACUCUGACCAUCUUUCCUGUAUCUUCUCAUCUUCUUUGGAUAAUACUAAUUGGAUAAACAGAAGCUGAAGUCAGAGGGCAAGGGAGCCAUUCAUGCAGUCCAUGUGGGUCAGCACCCGCUGGGGUCCAGAGUGGGAUGAAGAGGGGUUCUGAAAGGCAAAUGGAAGACAUCCAGUAUAACCUCUCCCUGAACGUAAUUCAAACUACUAUUACAGAUGAAAAUCACAUGUAUGCUGAAAGUAAAAUAACCUGUUUCCAGAAUUUCUGAUUGCAAAAUUCUGAGUUCUUCAAUUAAAACUGCAUUUUUCUCAGUCUUUUUGGUGCCUCUGCUUCACUGGUGCCUUAAGCAUGUUUGGAGAGCCUGAGGGCAGCCCUGAGCAUGGUGCCUGAACUAGGGUGCUUCAAAACUAGGGACUGAGGAAGUCUCAAGUUCAUUCCUGAAUACUGACUGUAAGAGUCUCUGAGAGUUUUGAGAAUGUAGAACUGAUUUAGAAUGAAUCUCAGGAUUUUUCUGUUAAGAUCUAUAAAUUAGGAAUUAAGGAACUGGAUUUUUUUGAAUUUGAAAAAUCCUAUGAUAGUAUAACUUUGCAUAAGCCUACUGAUAGGAAAGUUUUUAGUUUCUUAUCAAAGAGAAUAAAGUGAAUCAGGACAUCAGUUUCACAUUGACAUUUUUAUUAACGCCAACUGUUUUUUAAUUGUUAUUUUUUUAAAACAAUAGCACAAAAAUGUUUCAAGGAAGCAGUCUCACAAUCUGAUGACCUUCUGAAAUACAGUUAAGCCACACCAAAUAUGAAUUUCUGUUAAUAACACAAAUUUUUUUU
Molecule: messenger RNA, 1959 nt
Organism: Pongo pygmaeus (Bornean orangutan)
Lineage: Eukaryota; Metazoa; Chordata; Mammalia; Primates; Hominidae
Exons: 3
Coding region: 1-621 (206 amino acids)
Source: RefSeq, a predicted model, not a curated record